GAAAAUCAUUGGAUAGAAAUACUCUUCAAAUGGCAAAGAAUGCAAUGCAACGCUUUUUGAACACACCGACUGUGUUUUUGCGCAAAAUAGUAUGCAGCAUCAUCUAGAAAUGUGUGCAACAAAAGUUCAACAUUCACCUUCUGCUACCAUUUCUGUCAACCCAUUUACGCAUAAGGUUUGACGCAUACGUUCGAUAAAUCCAAGGUAUGCACCACACAGAACGCACUGCAACUGUCUCCGCAACGCAAUGCUGCAAGGUAGACGCAGUGUUCUAUUGGAAAUUAAUGUAUUUAUUGUGUACCAAAAAGCCAAACACAAUCGGUGUGUCCGUUGCAUGACAAUUUGGGCGGUGCUGUUGGUGGCCGUCGCAAAAAACGUUGAACUGACACGAGGGUAUGACAGAUUUGAAAAGAUGGCGGAGGCGGACGAUGAAGUGGAUUGUGAAUCUAAUGGCGGUAGAAUCAAGGAGGAUUGGAAUAUUGUUCAAAUGAAUGGAAAAAGGAGCAAAGUAGGGUACAGUAUGGAGAAUGUCCCUUUAUAUAUUGUCGGAGUAAGGUUUGUUCACCUCUACAGGAUCGGUGUCCCAUACGGGACAGUUGUUGCUCAAUAUGCAAUAUAUGACUAGAAUGGUGUUGUAAGCAACAGCCAACUUUCCGGGACAUAGACAUGUCUUGUAUGGGCAGAAAGCUUACAAUCUUGUUAAUCUAACUGCAGUGUCCAAUUUACAAAAGCUAUUACAGUGAAGAAAAACCAUGCUAUUGUUUGAGGGUAAUGCACAACAACAAAACACUUAUCACGGCAACUGGUUUGGUACAUUCACCUCUGAAGGUAAAUAAUGUACUUACAUUCAGUAAUCUUAAUCUGAUUUGUCAUCCUGAGGGUCCCAGAGAUAAAAAUGUAGUGUAGUUUUGUUUGAAAAAUCAAUUUUUAUAUUCAAAUGUAGGAACUGGGUUCUACAGUUUGACCUCUGACACCACACAGUGGGGUUCUAUUUUCUCAUAAUUGGAUCCGUAUGUGAUGAAUAGCUUAGAAGGAAUGCAUUAAUGAUAAGCAUAGAAGGUUUGUACUAUACUGAUAUAAAUUGUUUCACAUAACAAGCUGUGAUUCAUGAAAGGAACGUUAGGGGGUAGAACAGAUAAGACUUGUAUUUCUUACAGAUACGAACACUGCCUCUUUGUUGUCUGUGAACCGUUGUCUGUGAACCGUCCUUGAACGUAGGUACUCACAGUACAGUGGAAUGGUGUUUUUUUGGGUGCUGACUCUACAGGUUGUUAUGAUAAAAACUUAAGCCUGGCAACAGUGUGCAACAAGUGGAGCGCCAAGGGACUGGGACCAGCCGGUGCGCCAACGGAUUGGCUGAGUAAGUCUAAACCACGCUCAGUCUCUACUCUGAUUGGCCAGCAGGGAGUGGGAAAUAUCUCUGUCAGAGUAUUUGAAGAAGAAUCUGUAACAAUGGAUUAGUUCUCUGUCUGCCCUGCGUGGUAUUUCAGUGGACCCGUAUAUACGAACAUCAUAUUUACCAUUGAAGGUUUUGCAUGAAUUAAAAUACUAGUCUAUUUUAGAAGACGUUGUAUUGACCUCUUUUGUUCCUAAUACCAGAUUUGAAUUGACGCAACUUAACAACACCCACCCUGUUCGGCCAUCUAGAUGUGUGAAGGUUAGUGUCUUUUCUGUAGGGAAGCUAAUGAGCCAUAAUUUAUGACAUUCCUGGGAGUGUGCAAACUUAAAUGUUGUAUUACCAUAGCAUUUUUGUAUGUUCUCUAUAGUUAUGUACUUGUAAACCAAUUCGGCACAUUUGGGAAAACUCCUGGCAGACUUGAUACAAAAUAUUGUGUAGUGAUGUAAUUCUUCUCUGGAUCAUUCUGAAACUUUGCACACAAACUGCUUCCAUCUGGUGGACAACAUCUAAAUUACAUCUAGAAUCGUACAUCACUGUCUGGCCUUUUCAAAGAUGAUGCAAAAAAUAAAUAAAUAAAAAACACGUUUUUUGUUUCUAUCAUCUUUUACUUCAUCUAAUGUGUUAUAUUCUCCUACGUUAAUUUCAAAUUUCCACAAACUUCAAAGUGUUUCCUUCAAAUGAUAUCAAGAAUAUGCAUAUCCUUGCUUCAGGUCCUGAGCUACAGGCAGUUAGAUUUGGGUAUGUCAUUUUAGGCUAAAAUUAUUCCUGGAGUGAUUGAUGCACGUCGGAUGACUCGAGAGGUGAAUGAUGAAAAAGUGAAGAGUUUAUCUGUUCUUUUGUUUUUUUAUAUGGAGUCUCUCCCUACUCAAGUGCAGUUGGGGUAUAUAAACUACAAAGUCAGAGCAUUUAUCCCAAGACCAAUUCAGUGUGAUCACUGUAAAGCUUUUGGUCAUGUGUCAAGGGUUUGCAGAAGGGAGAAACCAAGAUGUCCAAGUUGUGGAAAAUAUCAUUUAAUGUGUUACAAAAGUGAUAAAAAAGUUAAAUGUUGUAAUUGUGGUGGGAACCAUGAAGCCACGUCUUUUGAAUGCCCGACAAGGGUGAAAGAAAAUGAGGUGGCCAAAGUUCGGGUUGUACAGAGCAUUUCCUAUGCAGCAGCGGUUAAAAGGGUUGAGGGUUUGAAUGGUGCUCCUGAAGAGUCCAUUGUGGUGGAUAGGCCUUCAAUGCACGCUGCAGGGGUUGCCUUUCACCAAGAUGAUCCUGACAUUUUAAAGGUUAAAAAGGUGAACUUUGUGGCCUUUAUCGCAAUGGUGAUUAAUGGCACUGCCAAGGUGGAGAAAAGAUCUAGGAAGAUUGAAAUCAUUGUGGUUGCGGCGGAACGGUUCCUGGGGCUGAAAGAUUUCUCGGCAAAAGAGUUACAUGGAAUAUUGGCAAAAGCCGUAUCACCAUCUCAGGCCCUAGAGACUGAGAAGGGAGAUAUGGAGAACAAAAAAAAAGGAAGACAUUUGAGUUUUGUUUGUUUUGGCAAUGUACUAUUUUCAUUAGGGUGGAGUAAGUUAGUAUCACUAUUAAGUAUGGAUUUUGGUGGCAGCAACUGGACGGUUUGAAACCACAAAAUAUAUAUAAAACAAAAAAACAAAACAAAAUCCAUACUUAAUAGUGAUACUAACUUACUCCACCCUAAUGAAAAUAGUACAUUGCCAAAACAAACAAAACUCCCAUUUCUUCCUUCUUUUAGUUCUCCAUAUCUCCCUUCUCAGUCUCUAGGGCUUGAGAUGGUGAUACGGCUUUUGCCAAUAUUCCAUGUAACAAAAGAAAAUCCUGUAGCUCAGUUGGUAGAGCAUGGCGCUUGCAACGCCAGGGUUGUGGGUUCGUUUCCCACGGGGGACAGUAUGAAAAUGUAUGCACUCACUAACUGUAAGUCGCUCUAGAUAAGAGCGUCUGCUAAAUGACUAUGAAAAAAAAAAAAAGUACUCCGCCAUAAAACCCACAGAAGAAGAAGAGGAAGCAGAAGCAGCAGCAACUCAUCAGACAUUUGUGAAGGAGCUUUCCAUCGACAUUUACUUUUAAAAAUAGGGAUAUAGCUUAAGAAAACGGCUGUAGUUUAAUUAACAAGAUGUAUAGACCUAAUUUGAUGGUUUUUGUUUUAUAUUUUUCACUAGAAUGUAUUUGCCAGAGCCAAAGCGGUAAGUACUCGACUAUCAAAAGUGAAAGUAAAAGUUUACAUCCAGGCUUGCCAAAAAAAUAAUACAAAAUAAUACUUUUAAAAUCGCUUACUAUAUAAACUGCUGCGGCCUAUUAGCAUAAUAGUCUACUUGUUUUAAUUGCAUUAUAGCAUUUGUAGUGGACCUUUAUGCGCGUUUCUCCAUCCAUUGUAUCGAUUACCGGAAAGCUAUUGCGCACUUACAGGCCAGCACAAGAACAAGAACACACAUAUUUUUACUUUGCUUGGAAUAACCAGGCAUAGCGUCAUCUACUUAUUUUUUAUUAUCACAAAGUAAAACAAGUGCAAAGAAGAUUUAAUAUGUUUGUAAUGUGUUUGCAAUUUUACAGUAGCCUAUAUACUGAUAAUGACUUCUGCAAUUUUAUACACAUUUGUUUAUUUGUUUAGCAGCAGCUACUCUUCCUGGGGCCCACAAACAAAACACAAGUCAUAACAAGUAACAAAACACUUAUACACUCACUGAUAGACAAGGACAGUCACACAAAUUUAAAAUACGAUAUACAAACAAUACAACAAAAAAACAAUACAUGUACAAAGGAAAGACAUAUGAUUUAUAUUCUUUAUGGUAGUGAAUCUGGGGGAUAGCCCCAACCGGUACUCAAACCUGGAUCAAGCGACUGUCAAGCCAACACCUUAAUCGUUUCACCAAGAGGUCCGAAGUUCUUGAUGAGGUCGGUAGGUGUUGGGUUAAGGUCACUACAUUACCACCUUAAUUCAGGCGAGCGUGUCCCCACACUUCUCUUUACCAAGUCCCUCUCCGAUGACCUCACGGGCCACAUCCCAUUUCUGACACCAAUGUAGCAAAUUCACAGGGUAGCCCGGACCGGGACUCAAACCCAGUUCCAGCGACUGUCAAGCCAACACCUUAAUCAUUAUAUCAAGAGUUCCAAAGCUCUUCAUGAGGUCGGUAGGUGUUGGGUUAAAGGGAUAGUUCAGGAUUUUGUCAAUUAAUCCCUUUAUCUACUACCCCAGAGUCAGAUGAACUCGUGGAUACUAUUUUUAGCUAUCUGCGUCCAGUAUGAAGGAAGUUAGAGGUACUUUUGAGAGCCAACGCUAACUAGCUGUACCCAUAGACUGUUAGUCAUUGCGCUAAUGCUAGUUAGAGGUAAAUUCACAAGCCAAUGCUAACUUCCUUCAUACUGGACAGAGAGACAUAAAAAUGGUAUCCAUGAGUUCAUCUGACUCUGUGGAAUUAGAUAAAGGGCCUCAUUGCCAAAAUCCCAAAGUAUCCUUUUUAAUAUAUUAAUAUGAAAUAGGUUGAUUUAUAAGUUGCAGAAUGUGUCCCACUUCUCACUAAUGCACUAGUGUGGGCUUAUUUGUUAUUGAUAUGUUACCUACCAUUUAGACAACAUCAUGCAAGGUCUCUUUGACACUAUUAAUUGACUACAUUAUUUUGUUGGCCGUUACAGACCUACAGUAUUAUAGAGAUAAAUAUUUGACAUACAGUAAUUUCCUGUUCAUGUUUUACAGCGUUGUCUGAGUAACAUGGAGAGAAGGCAAAUUCCGAUAAAUUAUCUUAAUGUAAAAAGUUUUCCCCUACAGCCAUCUACUCCCUGAAUUACAUCUACACUGCCCUGUCAAAGACAGUAGAAUUGCCUGGUAUCCAUGAGUUCACUGCCAUGGGCCUGAUGAAUAACAGAUCGAUUGACUACUAUGACAGUGUGGCAAAGAAGAAGAUUCCCAAACAGGACUGGAUGAGGGAGAAGCUGCCUGCAGACUACUGGGAAAAAGGCACUCAGUCACGCAAGAGCAAGGAGCAGUGGUUCAAAGUCAACGUCGAAAUCUUGAUGAAGCGCAUGAUGCAUAACAGCACUGGUGAGGGACCACACCUGAAAUGUGUCCUACGCUCACCGUUAAUCUUUUAAAAUUGUGGGUCAUUAGUUAUCUAUGUAUAUUGCCAUAGAGGCAUCAUUUACCUCAUUUUUCAUUGUUUAUUUUUUGUUUCAGAUGUCCAUAUCCUUCAGUGGAAGCAUGGCUGUGAGAUUGACCAACAGCCAGACGGCACAUUGAAAUUCAUGAAGGGCAUUGACCAAUACAGCUACGAUGGUGACGACUUCCUGGCCUUCGAUGAUGCCACUAUGCAGUGGGUGGCCCCAGUUGUUCAAGCUCUGCCGACUAAGAGGAAGUGGGACGGGGUGCAGAUCCUCAACCAGUACACCAAGGGCUACCUGGAGAAGGAGUGUGUGGACUGGCUGUCUAAAUUCAUGGAAUAUGAGGAGAAAGAAUUCAGUAGUGCUGAUUGUGAGUACUUAUGAACCUUAAAUAGUAUAGCCUAACAAAUGGUUAACAAAAAACGACCAUUUGUAAAUGUGAGAUCAGAAAUAAUAUUAAUGUUCUCCAUUUAUUCCAUCUUUAGCCCCUCCAAAGGUAUAUGCAUUUGCUAAAAAGGCCCAAAUUGCAGGACAUGUCCGACUGACCUGCAUGGCCACAGGUUUCUAUCCCAAAGAUGUGGUUAUGCAUAUUAAGAAGAAUGGUGUUCCAUUGACCAAACAUGAUGGAGUGCUGUCUACAGGAGUCCUACCCAAUGAUGAUGACACCUACCAGAUCAGGAUGAGUGUGCAGAUCCCAGAGGCAGAUAAGGAAACUUAUGAAUGCUAUGUCAACCAUGACGCUUUGAAGGAGCCAAUUGUGGAAAAAUGGGGUAAAGUAUGGUUCAUUUGGUUUAAUGUUAUUGACACGGGAAACAAUCAUAAAUUGCACUAAACAGCAUACUAACAACAGCUUUGCAAGUGAAGCAGGAACGAAACUGAAAUUAGCUUCUGGUUACAUAUUGUUGCUUUUUAUAAAAACUAUGCCUUUUGUUUUGCAGAUGGAAAAUGUUGUGACUGUGGAAGUGUUGUUGGUGGAGUCAUUGCGGCAGUCAUUGUCAUUAUUGGAGUUCUGAUCUUGGUGGUCCUGAUUGUUCUGCACAGAAGAGGGAAAAUUGGUAGGUCUUGAUUUAUAUCAAUGAAACGUUUUUUACUUUUUUUUAUUUUUAAUUUAAUUUUCCCAUCAUAGUGAUUCCUGGCUUGAGAACUACA
Messenger RNA from Coregonus sp. 'balchen', 6640 nucleotides. The record is from the annotation of a GenBank genome assembly. NCBI's taxonomy places the organism in Eukaryota, Metazoa, Chordata, Actinopteri, Salmoniformes, Salmonidae.